AGCGUGGAAAGUCAAAUUCUUUCAAAUCAAAAUCCCUAUUCUCUGUUUCUUCUUUAGAAAAACAGCAACGGGGAAGCAUACCCCUACCAUCGCUGGUCCGCCAAAUUAGCCGUGCGCAAAACCCCUAGCGUUACUCCUCCUCCUCGUUCAAAAUCCAUUACUAAUAGAAUAGCAACAAAGGUUUGGAGUUGCAAUUCGCAUUCACUCUAGUUCCCAAGAACUCCCACUCCAUGGACAAUCAAGAGACCCAGUUGAAUGCUUUGGGAUCACUAUCCUUGCACUCCUCAUCCUCUAGCCCGUGCAAUUCUGAGUACCAGAUGAGUUUGGAGGAGAGAUUUGAUAUUGUUAGGAGCAUAGGGGAAGAGUGUAUUCAGGACGAAGAGUUAAAGAAUCUAUUGGCGAAUAAGCCUCAGCCAAUAUGCUAUGAUGGAUUUGAACCCUCUGGUCGGAUGCACAUUGCUCAGGGUGUUAUGAAAACAAUUAAUGUUAACAAGUUGGUAUCUUCGGGCUGCAAAGUAAAGAUUUGGAUUGCAGAUUGGUUUGCUCAACUAAACAACAAGAUGGGUGGGGACUUAAAGAAAAUUCAAGCUGUUGGUCAGUAUCUGAUUGAGAUAUGGAAAGACGCGGGAAUGAAUCUGGAGAGUAACAAAAUUGAGUUUUUAUGGUCCUCUGAAGAGAUCAAUUCUAGAGCUGAUGAGUACUGGCCACUUGUUUUGGAUAUUGCACGGAGAAAUACGCUUCGUAGAAUAUCGAAAUGCUGUAAAAUCAUGGGUCGCUCUGAACUAAAUGCAUUGACUGCUAGUGCUGCCCAAAUAUUCUACCCAUGCAUGCAGUGCGCAGACAUAUUUUUCCUCAAGGCUGAUAUCUGUCAAUUGGGAAUGGACCAGCGAAAAGUGAAUGUGCUUGCAAGAGAGUACUGUGAAGAUAUAAAGAGGAAAAACAAGCCCAUCAUUUUGUCUCAUCACAUGUUGCCUGGCUUGCAGGAGGGUCAAAAUAAGAUGUCCAAAAGUGAUCCGUCAUCCUCCAUUUUCAUGGAAGAUGAAGAGGAAGAUGUGAAUCUCAAAAUAGAGAAGGCUUUCUGCCCACCCAAGGUUGUAGAGAAAAAUCCGUGUCUAGAAUACAUCAAGUACAUCAUCUUUCACUGGUUUAAUGAGUUCAAGGUGGAGCGAAGUCUAGAGAAUGGUGGUAACAAGACCUUCUCGACUUUCGAGGAACUCGUUACUGACUAUGAAUGUGGUAGCUUGCAUCCUGCUGACCUUAAACUUGCUCUCUCAAAAGCUCUGAACAAGAUCCUGCAGCCUGUGCGUGAUCAUUUCAAGAACAAUUUCAUGGCAAAGGAACUUCUUAUGAGGAUAAAGAAGCAGUCAUCCAUGGAAAAUCAAGAGCCCCAGUUGGAUCCUUUGGGAUCAGUAUCCUUGCACUCAUCCUCUAGCCCGUGCAAUUCCGAGUCCCAGAUGAGUUGGGAGGAGAGAUUUGAUAUUGUUAGGAGCAUAGGGGAAGAGUGUAUCCAGGACGAAGAGUUAAAGAAUCUGUUGGCGAAUAAGCCUCAGCCAAUAUGCUAUGAUGGAUUUGAACCCUCUGGUCGGAUGCACAUUGCUCAGGGUGUUAUGAAGACAAUUAACGUUAACAAGUUGGUAUCUUCGGGCUGUAAAGUAAAGAUUUGGAUUGCAGAUUGGUUUGCUCUACUAAACGACAAGAUGGGCGGGGACUUGAAGAAAAUUCAAGUUGUUGGCCAGUAUCUGAUUGAGAUAUGGAAAUCUGUGGGAAUGAAUCUGGAGAGUAACAAAAUUGAGUUUUUAUGGGCCUCCAAAGAGAUAAAUUCUAGAGCUGAUGAGUACUGGCCACUUGUUAUGGACAUUGCACGGAGAAAUACACUUGAUAGAAUAUUGAGAUGCCAUAAAAUUAUGGGUCGCCCUGAACUAGAUGAAUUCACUGCCAGUGCUGCCCAUAUAUUCUACCCAUGCAUGCAGUGCGCAGACAUAUUUUUCCUCAAGGCUGAUAUCUGUCAAUUGGGAAUGGACCAGCGAGAAGUGAAUGUACUUGCAAGACAAUACUGUGAAGAUAUAAAGAGGAAAAACAAGCCCAUCAGUUUGUCUCAUCACAUAUUGCCUGGCUUGCAGGAGGGACAAGAGAAGAUGUCCAAUAGUGAUCCGUCAUCCUCCAUUUUCAUGGAUGAUGAAGAGGCAGAUGUGAAUCUCAAAAUAAAGAAGGCUUUCUGCCCACCCAAGGUUGUAAAGAAAAAUCCGUGUCUAGAAUACAUCAAGUACAUCAUCUUUCCCUGGUUUAACGAGUUCAAGGUUGAGCGAUGUCUAGAGAAUGGUGGUAACAAGACCUUCUCGACUUUCGAAGAACUUAUUACUGACUAUGAAUGUGGUAGCUUGCAUCCUGCUGACCUUAAACCUGCUCUCUCAAAAGCUCUGAACAAGAUACUGCAGCCUGUGCGUGAUCAUUUCAAGAAUGAUGUCAAGGCAAAGGAACUUCUUAAGAGGGUUAAGAGCUACAGAGUUGCCAGGUAAUGCAAAUGGACACAAGACAUUCAUCUUCAAACCCUCUUAGUUUAGAGCAGAAAACUAGAUUUUUUCAUUACAGAUUAAAGAUGUUUUGCUUGGUUAUUUUGGAUUUUCUAGACUUCUGGAGCGUUCUGCGUUCACAUUUCAAGCUACAGAAAGGGCAACAUUUUUAUUUAUGAAGUUGUAGGAUCAACAUAACGUCAUCUAUAGCACCACAGAAUAUACUAAAUUGACUAGAUGGAAUUAUAAAGUGAGUGGUGCUUGGCACUAGGCAUGGACCUGGUCUAGAACCAGAUCUGGUACUUUGUGGGACCGGAUCGGGUCCAUUUUUCCGAUUUUGGGCAAAGACUGGGUAUCCUACUGGGUGUAUGGGGUAGUUGGGUACCAAGUUCUGGUUCAACAAUUUGCGGACCUGGUGGUAUAUUUUUAUAUGCUUGGAAGUUGGAACCGGGC
Molecule: messenger RNA, 2963 nt
Organism: Cuscuta epithymum
Lineage: Eukaryota; Viridiplantae; Streptophyta; Magnoliopsida; Solanales; Convolvulaceae
Source: the annotation of a GenBank genome assembly